Molecule: messenger RNA, 310 nt
Organism: Staurois parvus
Lineage: Eukaryota; Metazoa; Chordata; Amphibia; Anura; Ranidae
Source: the annotation of a GenBank genome assembly
UUUGUGAAUGAUCCGGUGUCUUCUGGGACACAUGAAAGGUCACAGAAGGCGCCGGGCCAUUCACAAAGCGAAGCGCUUCUUGCACCUGCGCAGUGGGCACCCGGCUGUCACAGAAGCCGGCCCGGGAAGAAGAGGGAAGGCAACUCCGCGGAAGUGGGAGCGGGUACCUGUCAAAUUCAGUCUCUGGUCAUUCCCUGUACUGUCCGCAGUCUCUGGUCAUUCCCUGCACUGUCCGCAGUCUCUGGUCAUUCCCUGCACUGUCCGCAGUCUCUGGUCAUCCCCUGCACUGUGUCCGCAGUUCUCUGGUCAU